Pipistrellus kuhlii (Kuhl's pipistrelle) is the source of this 1334-nucleotide messenger RNA. Its product is annotated as R3H domain-containing protein 2. The transcript has a single exon. Lineage: Eukaryota; Metazoa; Chordata; Mammalia; Chiroptera; Vespertilionidae. The coding region runs from base 257 to 664 and encodes 135 amino acids. The record is from RefSeq and is a predicted model, not a curated record.
ACAAAUGAGUAGCAGCCCCGUCACGUCUCCUACCCAGUCUCCAGCACCCUCUCCUGUCACCGGCCUCAGCAGUGUCUGCACAGGACUCAGUCCCCUUCCUGUCCUUACACAGUUCCCCCGGCCCGGGGGUCCAGCACAAGUGAUGGGCGCUACUCUCUCUUGGGCCAGCCAUUACAGUACAAUCUGUCCAUCUGCCCUCCUUUGCUCCAUGGCCAGUCGACUUACACAGUGCACCAGGGACAGAGUGGAUUGAAGCAUGGAAACCGGAGUAAGAGACAAGGUCUCAAAUCUGCCUCCAACUGACCUGGGGACCACGGAUGUCGUCCUGGGGCGGGUGCUGGAGGUGACAGAUCUUCCUGAGGGCAUCACUCGUACGGAGGCGGACAAACUCUUCACUCAGCUCGCCAUGUCCGGUGCCAAGAUCCAGUGGCUCAAGGACACUCGGGGGCUGCCUGCUGGGGGCGGGGGGAACAGUAGUGGGACUGCUGAGAAUGGUCGCCAUGCAGACCUUGCUGCCUUGUACACCAUUGUGGCUGUGUUUCCCAGCCCCCUGGCUGCCCAAAACGCCUCCCUUCGCCUCAACAACUCCGUGAGUCGCUUCAAACUUCGAAUGGCCAAAAAGAACUAUGACCUGAGGAUCCUGGAGCGAGCCAGCUCCCAAUAAAUCUGAGGGGAAAGGACUCGCACAGCAGGGGUGCGGGCAAGGUGGACAACUCCCUGGCAGACCAUGGACAGAGAGAGAGAGGAAGGCGACAGACACUAACUUGGAGCCUAAGACAGUAGGGAUGAAGAUAGAAACAGACAGACACACUGGCACUGGACUCCUUACUCCCUGCCAUGGGCCCCCUCUCCCUGGUUGGCCUCCCUCUGCUACCCUCUCCUUUCCAACCUCUCCUAUCAUUCUUUAUCUCUCCUCCCACCAUGAAAUGAAUUUCUCUCAUAUUUUUUGGUCAGGUAGAAUUGGGAGGGUUCUACACUCCCUGAUCUCCUAAUUUCCUUACCAUCCCAAGCUCCUUUUUCAUUUUUGGUCUUUAUGAAUAUAUUUAUAUGGAAAGAAUUAAGAAAAAUGAAAUUGAUUUCCCUUUCUUCUCACUUUUCCCAUCUUGUCACCCCAAGCCCCACAAAGGAGGCAGCCAAAGUUAAAACUUGGGCCUCUCCCUAACCCCCCAGAACACUUGUAUAUUGUUUGUUUGAGGUUCAUGCUGCAGUAACAGACAGUAUUUAAUUGCACAUACAGAUGUUUGCUAGGUAUAUUCACUGUAAAUUUUAUUUAAUCUGAUUUUUUGUUUGUUAGGGGGGUUACUGGGGGAAGGUUGAUUUUGUUUUUAAAUAUA